Molecule: messenger RNA, 2836 nt
Organism: Oreochromis aureus
Lineage: Eukaryota; Metazoa; Chordata; Actinopteri; Cichliformes; Cichlidae
Product: endophilin-B2-like
Exons: 11
Coding region: 377-1570 (397 amino acids)
Biological process (GO): membrane organization
Cellular component (GO): membrane; cytoplasm
Molecular function (GO): protein binding
Source: RefSeq, a predicted model, not a curated record
AUGUGACUGGAGAAGACAUGAAAAGCAGACGGGUCCGCUUUGAAGGCGUUUUUUAUGCAGGGUUGUGAUAUUUCUGCAGUGCUUUUGUACACAGCUGCCGGUAAAGGUGUCAGAGGAGGUCAUGUGGAGAUUCAGUACUGCUGCAGGGGGACCGGAGGAGUCGUGACUUGCAGCCCGGUGCGGUGUCUCUUUAAGCGCAGGGCGGUGAGCAGAUUUCCGAUCGUGAACGAAGCGGAUUACAGCUCCUGACAUCAGUCCUCCUCAUCCUCCUCUUCCUCCUGCUUCUGUUCCUGCUGGUCAGCUGAUCCGGAGGAUUCCCUCUGCGGGGACACUCAGCACAGCCCCGCCUGUAUGCUCGCCUCCGCUCGCCUCCAUCAUGGACUUCAACGUGAAAAAACUGGCUUCUGAUGCGGGGGUCUUCUUCACCCGGGCCGUGCAGUUCACAGAGGAGAAGCUGGGCCAGGCUGAGAAGACUGAGUUGGAUCCACACUUGGAGAACCUGAUCACUCGUGCCGACUGCACCAAGAAUUGGACUGAAAAGAUCUUAAAACAAACAGAGGUGCUACUGCAGCCCAAUCCCAGCGCUCGGAUUGAGGAGUUCAUCUAUGACAAGCUGGACAAGAAGCUUCCCUCCAGGACGACCAACGCGGAGCUGCUGGGUCAGUACAUGCUGGAGGCCGCCAUCGAAUUUGGUCCAGAGACGCCAUACGGCAAGACCCUGAUCACAGUAGGGGAGUACCAGAAGAGGCUCGGAGGAGCCGAGCGCGAGUUCCUCCACACCUCUGCCGCCACUUUCCUCUCACCUCUGCGCAACUUCCUGGAGGGAGACUGGAGGACCAUAUCAAAAGAGAGGCGGCUGCUGGAGAAUCGCCGGCUGGAUCUGGACAUCUGUAAGGCACGCCUGAAAAAAGCCAAGCAGGCAGAAGCCAAAGCAGCGGCUGCACCUGAUUUUCAGGAGACACGGCCUCGAAAUUAUGUUCUUUCUGCCAGUGCAUCAGCGCUGCUCAGUGAAGAAGUGGACAAAGCAGAACACGAGCUUCGCGUGGCCCAGACGGAGUUUGAUCGCCAGGCUGAGGUCACCAGGCUGCUGCUUGAAGGCAUCAGCAGCACACAUCUCAACCAUCUGCGCUGUUUGCAGGACUUCGCUGAAGCUCAGGCCACCUACUAUGCUCAGUGUCAUCACUACAUGCAGGACCUUCAGCGGGAGCUCAACAGAUGUGCUAAUGCUGUCAGUGCACCCCACUCCUCUGCCUCCGUCUGCCCCAAUCCCGUGUCCCCUGCCUUUCUGUCUGGACCAGCAUCCUCCGGAGCCACCGUCCCCUCCUCAUCCUCAUCCAGCCAGAAGCCGGUCACGCUUGCCAUGGAGCAGUCACAGCUGCCCAUCACGGGCGCCAGGAAGGCCAGGGUCCUGUAUGAUUAUGAUGCCCACGACACCAGUGAGCUGUCACUGUUGGCUGAUGAGCUCAUUACCGUCUACACCGUACCAGGAAUGGACCCCGACUGGCUGAUCGGAGAGCGAGGAAACGAAAAGGGCAAAGUACCCGUCACCUACCUAGAACUGCUGAGCUAAUGGACCAAGCAACACACACACACACACACACACACACACACACACACCUCUGCAAAAACCUCUAUCCGCCGUCACACAUGUGGACUGGGUAGACCUGCUGUUGGCCCCAGUUUGUGCUCCUUGUGUAUCGGUUCAGCUCACAGAGGGAACCCCUGCACUGACUUCUAUGCUAAUAACCCAGGGCUGUUUCAAAAAUGCUGUGCAGGUAUCUUUAACCACCUGGAUAAAACAAUAUGAAGAUUUAUCAAGGUGAGAUAGUGGAGAACUUGGUUAGCAAGCUCUAUCCAUAGACUGUAUCUGCUAAGUGACAAUUAACAGGCUAAUAAAUUCCCCAGAGCUCAGAUGUUCUUGGACGGUCUUUUGAUACAAAUAACUGCACAGAAUGGCAAUGAUGAUACAGUUAUUUUAUUACAUUUUUCAGUUUAUUAAACUCAAAAAAGAAGAAAAAAGUGGAUUCAUUUAAAUUUGGACUUUUAUGGAGGAGCACAAAGAAAAGAAAAGGUGUGCUGAAAGACUAAAAUGAGCCUACACGUCGUUUUGACACAGAUUUUAUUUACACCAGAUGUUCUCAUGACUCAUCAUCCGUGAUAACUGAUCUUUUAGUGAAUGCGUUAAUCUCCACACAGCAUUUGUUGAGUAACAAAAGCCAGUCAUGGUGACUUUUGAUUUCAGAUGAAAGCAAAAGCCUCUUUGUUAGGCACCAGUGUUUUUAGUACACAGGAGAGGAACCUCGUCUGGCUUCGUGGAACAGCGUGCUUAUGUCGACCGUGUGGAUGUGAGUCUGAGGGUUUUCAUGAUGGUCUCUGUAGGUGCCCUGCCAUUUAAAGAGAUUGAACCUAAUUCUGGAAAUACCUGCACAGCUACGGUAUUUUUAUUUUUAUGAGACCAGAGAAAUCAGUGUGACGGUCCCCUCUGUUAUACGCAGAGUCCAAACUGCAGCUGGCUUCCCGUCUCCUGAUCUGUGGCUGUGUGAAAAAACUUAUGCAAAACUGCCUGUUUGACUCAUUUCUAGUAAUACUGAUGAUUAUCAGAAAGAAACCUGUGACUGUACGAGUCAGGUUAUGUUGAUGUGGCCUGUUACUUAGAUUUCCUCUUAUUGCAGUAAUGUGUACACAGAGUGUAAUGAAGCCCUCAGUUUGUUGACUGUGCAAACUUGUCUAUUGUUGUGUGGAAACUUACACAGUUCUGGCAAAUACUCUAUCAUCUGUGAAAACUUCAAAGACCCAGGCCUUGUUUGAUCCAUUAAAGAAAAAUUCCAUGCAAUAA